Molecule: messenger RNA, 1799 nt
Organism: Conger conger (European conger)
Lineage: Eukaryota; Metazoa; Chordata; Actinopteri; Anguilliformes; Congridae
Gene: nup43
Product: nucleoporin 43
Exons: 8
Coding region: 127-1245 (372 amino acids)
Cellular component (GO): nuclear pore outer ring
Molecular function (GO): protein binding
Source: RefSeq, a predicted model, not a curated record
CUGAAGUAUUCUACGGAAAAGGUGGAGCCAGCGAGUUUCAGGGAAAUAGAAAAUUGAAUGAGUUUAGUUUUCCACGUUUUUGAACUUACAGCAAGAUAUCGAAUUUGAAGUCUGAAUUGAAAAUACAUGGAUUGUAUUAACGCCAAAUUUGUCUCUCAAAAAAUUAGCAAAACAAGAUGGAGACCGGUCUCUUCUGCAUCCCUACAUCAACCCGACAUAUUCGCUACAGGGUCUUGGGACAACGAGGAUAACAAAGUUUCGAUCUGGUCUAUUGGAGAGCAUGGCGUUUCUAAUAUGGACGAUGAGUUUGAAGGAGAUCCUCAGUUACUUUGCGAAUAUAAGCAUAACGGAGAUGUACUGGACCUUCAGUUUCUGGACCAAGAGAGAAUCGCUACAGCCUCCUCGACUGGAGCAGUGACUAUCUUCCGUCAUCAUCAAAAUAGCCAGACCUUAUCUGUGGCACAGCUGUGGGAUAGAGCUCACCACUACCCUUGUGACGAUGCUCCAUGCACAGGGUUGGUCUGUAACAGCCCAGAAAUCGUGACAAUUGGAGAAGAUGGGAGGAUCAAUCUCUUUCGAGCUGACCACAAAGGAAUCCUGCGCACUAUAGAGAAUGCUGACAGCAGUACAAUCCACGCUGUGACUUUCCUGAGAACAACAGAGGUCCUCACUGUCAACUCUUUUGGCCAGCUGAAACUUUGGGACUUCAGGCAACAGAGCAAUGAACCAUCACAGAUCCUUUCUCUGACUGGGAAUAGAGUUCCUCUGCACUGUGUGGAUAGACAUCCCAACCAACAGCAUAUUGUGGCAACUGGGGGGCAGGACGGAAUGCUCUGCCUGUGGGAUGUCAGACAGGGUACUAUGCCCUUAUCCAUGAUGGAGGCACAUUCUGCUGAAAUGUGGGAAGUCCACUUCCAUCCAUCAAACACAGACCACUUGUUCACAUGCUCAGAAGAUGGCUCCUUGUUGCAUUGGGAGAGUUCCACUAGUUCCUCCGUGCCUUCCUUCUUACAGGGUGGUCGAAACACCAGCGCCAUGUCUCGCAGUACAGUUGCACCAGGUGAUGGCAACCAGUCACUCACCAGUGGCUGGUUGAGUGGAGACUCCAGUAAGGGUCAUCUCGAGACUACACACAUGUUGCCGAGUCAGACCCUGUCUGUGAACAGUCUGGAUGUGCUGGACCAGUGUCUUGUCUGUGGAACUGACGGAGAGGCCAUAUACAUCAACAGAGAGGUUCCAGUCUAGAGUGCGGCUUGGUGCAAUGAACUUUAAUUCAGCUUAUUUCCUGAGCAGUUUGUGACCAUUGCCAUAACUUGCGCAUUCAUUUUUUUUUUUUUGGGUUGUUCAUUCAGUAUUCAUCUAAAGGCCAUAAUCCAUGAUUCAUUAAAAUGUUUUGUCAUAAUGUUUCCAUGUUUGAAAAGCUUUGUAAAGACUCCAACAUUGUUAUGUUUUGAAAGUUGAUAAAAAGCAAAAAUCCUGAAAAUCUACACGUUCACAUUCAUAAUUUAAGCUUCAUGCGCCUCCUCACCAGAUGAAUGUUAAUAUUUGCAAUGACUUUACUAAUCGGUGUUUCAUUUUUUGAGUUUGAAAUCUGAAUUAUGAGAAUGUGGCACCAUUGGGCUUUCAUAUAAUAAAAGUUAUUUUAAAAUAAACAUGUUAUAUUUGUAAGAAAAUUGUAUAUUAUUGAUACACGUGAUUUUUAUUUGAUUUGAUAGAUGCCAUUGACUAAUCCUCAGACUAAAACUCCUGUUCGAGUGUAUGACCACAGUGGGGCUUGUAAAUAAAUAUAUUAUCUCUUC